This is a messenger RNA of Durusdinium trenchii, 1042 nucleotides long. The record is from the annotation of a GenBank genome assembly. Lineage: Eukaryota; Dinophyceae; Suessiales; Symbiodiniaceae.
GCCAGCACAAAGUCGAGGUCUUUCAGGCGGCCUUGAUGGCACCGCUAGCAGGUCCGCUCUGGCUUUCAGCAGCCCGAUUCUCAAAAACAGUCGGAGAAGCGCAAGGGAGAGUUCUUCACAGCGGUUCGGGAGCUGCAAGGUUUGCUGGACAAAGGCAGAAGCAAUGUAAAGGAAAUGGGAGUGAUCCUCGAAGAGGCACUUCAGGCAACAACGCAGGAAAGGGAAGCUGAGGUUUCUGAGAAUCUCAAUAAAUUGGUCGAGGAGACCAACCAGCAAGUGGCCGACGUGAAGCGUGGCUUGGAGCUUCUGAAGCUCCGCUCAGAGGAAGAAGCUGCGAAGCAGCCGAAUUCUGCGCAAAUUAAAAUCAGGACAAAUAUGCAGCAGGCGAUGGCCAAGAAGCAUCAACAGCUCCUCAUGGACUUUCAGAAGGCCCAGAUGAACUUCAAGCGCACCUUGGAGAAGCGGCAGCUCCGGGAAAUGCAAAUCCUGAUGCCAGAGGCAACAGAGGAGCAGCGCCAAGAGAUGAUUUCCGAUGGACAAACUGCAGCUUUGAUGGUCGCAAAGAAGAUGGCCGGCACACAUGCUUUGCUGCUAGACGAGGUUCGCCGUAUCCAAGACAAGCACAAGGACAUUGUGCGUUUGGAGCAGAGCAUCGCUGACUUGGCACAGAUGUUCGAAGAGAUGGCAGUUCUUGUGGAUGCACAGGGGGAGAUGCUGGAUGCCAUUGAGGUUCAUGUGAACAACACCAAAGGCUACACGGCCAAAGCUGAGCAGGAACUCAUCAAGACACGCAAGUUGAUGCUGCAGGGCCGCAAGUGGACGUGCUGCUUGUCCAUCGUCAUCCUAAUUGUUCUUCUUAUCAUACUUGGCCCGAUCCUCAUCAGGUAGAUCUGGGACUGGAGCGCAAAUAGGUGCAACCACCAAUGAAGAAAGCUUCUAGUGUGUACAGCGCACCAUUUGCAGUGGCACAUUCUGGAAAGCCAGAAGAGCUGGACAAGGAUGUGCGCAGCUUUGCACAGGAUUUCGCGCAGUGAACACCAUU